CGAUCUCUUAAUUGUUCAAUUCUGCGGGUUAACAGGCAAAUUCUUGUAAAUUGAGGUUGCGCAGUCGCAGUACUUGUACCCAUUAUGGUUGUGAAAAAAAAAUGUCCUUGCUCAGCGUUUGAGAUCAACAUCUCCGAGUUCGAUCUUCUUUAGACAGCCAUUGUUGAUAAUAGCUAACUAGGUGUGUUGUUAAUUCAUUCCAUUAGAAGGUUGAUGGUUCGAGAAAAAAAAUAUUUUCCAAUCGCGGCUCCCCUAUUAAUUUCCAACACGAGCCUCCAGAAGUUUCGGGGGACUUGCCCAGCUCUUUGUCCCCAUGUGCGCGCAAACUCAAGCGCAGACGCACAAACUUACGCAUGUACGACUGAACUUGCGCAGUCAGAUCUUCAGGGUGGAUAGAAGAUUGCAGACGAUUUAAUUUCGUCCAUUCUAUUAGUUAAAUUCGUGCACAUUUGUUAGAUAAUGUUAGAAUUCCCCAAAUCAAAGAUGGCCAUUGCCACAUUGUACGUCAUGACCAACAUCAAUAUGGCGACCAUGUUUACACAUAAAUUAUCUCCCACCAGUUUGCUAGACGUUGUCGUUGUUUUAGAUGCACAACUGGUGUGGCAACUGAGAUUUUAUAUAAGAACUAGUCGGAUGAAUACAAAGCGAUAUGAUGAUGAACGUACACAGUCUGUCAAAUAGUAUUUCUAUCAAUACAUCCCAGCUUAACGCUACCAUGAUGGACGAUGACAUCAGUGAUCCAAGCUCCCCGGAGAGUACUUUUGAUGCAUCUGAGCUACUGCAUGGUUCCGUGUCAGAUGAAGUAACAGCUCAACUAGCAGCAGCAGGAACAGUGGGAAUAGCUGCAGCAGCUGCCAUAGCAACCGGACGAAGAAAGGGCCAUCCACACCAAUUCGAAACAAAUCCAUCAAGACGAAAGCGGCAACAGACAAGAUUAUUACGAAAAUUAAAGAAUACUAUAGAAGAAUAUACAACACGUGUCGGACAACAGGCAGUUGUUUUAUGUUGUACACCUGGACGACCCAAUAGUUCAAACAGUUCAUUUAAAGUUUUUGGAUCUCAACCCCUAGAAAACGUGAUAAAGAGUACUAAAGCAGCUGUGAUGCAAGAUCUAGAAGCCAUGUUACAACAAGAAGCUCCACAGACUGGUGUUGAUACGUCACAUUUACAUGAGUUACCUCCCUUAGUUAUUGAUGGAAUACCAACUCAAGUUGAUAAAAUGACUCAGGCCCAGUUACGUAACUUUAUACCGGAGAUGUUGAAAUAUUCUACAGGUCGUAGUAAACCUGGUUGGGGUAAACCAGAAUGUCGUCCUGCGUGGUGGCCAGUUGAUCUACCCUGGGCUAAUGUCAGAUCUGAUGCUAGAUCGGACGAAGAGAAAAAACGAGUUUCAUGGACGGAAGCAUUACGUACUAUUGUAAAGAAUUGUUAUAAACAUCAUGGCCGUGAAGAUUUAUUGAGUGUAUUUAAUGAAGGUGUUGUACAACAAGCGACGGUUAAUUACGCCAGUACCAUGUAUCAAACUAUCAAUAAUCCAGAUGGUACUGUAUCGAUUAUACAUAUAGAAACUGGUCCUAAUGGUAAUCCCGUUGUAACUUUACCUGAUGGUACACAAGCUACUGUCGUACAUGCGAUACCGGGUCACACACAGCAAGAAGCAACCCAAGCUGUUCAAACAUUGGCUGAUGUAGCAACUAAUCAGGAGAUUGGUAAUCAUAUGACACCAGUCAGUGUAGAGAUGGCAGAUGGACAAGGUGGUGUGGCCACGUUAUCAGGGGCUACCAUUAAUCAGAACGGACAAAUUAUUCUCACUGGUGAUGCUUCUAUUGGAGGUAUAGUGACCAUUCCUGCUUCAGUUUACCAGACAGUGGCUACAAGUUUAGCAUCAAUAACAGAUGGCGUUCAACAAAACGUUCAAGUUGCUAUGGCACCAAUAACAUUAAAAACAGAAGUUCCCGAUGCCACUCAGGCCGUGGAAGUUUCAUCAAUGGACCAAUCGCAGAUUACCCGUAAUGCAACGUGACGGAGAUGUGUCAUGUGACAUUUUGUUAAAUAAUUUACAAAUCAUGUUUCAAGUGUUGAUGUUAAAUUCUAGUUUUGGACAUGUUUUAUUUCAUGUGGUUUUCCUGUAGGAGUUGCUGCUGGCAUGAAUGGUGCUGGUGCACCAAGAUUCUAUACAAUCUGACGAAAGUUGAUUCGCAUGGAUGAUGAAUGGUGCACCAAGAUUGUAUACAAAAUGCUGAAAGUUGAUACGCAGUUUAUACGCGUGGAUGAUGAAGGUCGAACAAGGUUCUAUAUGAAGUACAAGAUGACAUCGAGUUGAUACGCGUCUGUGAACUAACAGAUACGUACGUGCAAGAGUUACAGAAUCGUAUCUAGACAUUAUUUGAGAAAUCCUCCAAUACUGAAAUACUGUGAACAUUAAAUUAAAGGAGUUUAAGUUGUGUGAAAAAAACCAUCAUAGAGACUUUAAUUAUAAAGCAGUAGAUUGAUAUAUGAAAACCAGCCAUCUUCAGUUGUGUACAGAUAGUCUCAUCCUUCACCCCACAUUACAUGGACAGUGUUGAUUAAUGAGAGAGAGAGAAAUGGGGUUUAAAGUCCACUGGACACAAACUAGGUCAUUUCAAGACUAACAUAUGGUUCAAUUUUAUUUCAAUAAUUCGCUUGCAUGUAGGGGUCUUUAGCAGUGGGAGGAAACCGGAGGACCAGGAGAAACCCCAUGAGGUUGGACAGGCGAUCCUACUCCUUGUCACAUACAACCGGGGAAUCGAAACCAGACCAGUUGACUCAAUGACAGACCUUAUCAUGUAACAUGCACAUGCUAACCAUUCGGUCACCUUGAUUAAUAGAGUUAUAUACUCCAGGUGUGAGGGGCGGGGGGAGGAUCCACUGGUUUUCAUGCAAUACUAAAGACCCCUACACAGAAGCAAAUUAUUGGAAUAAAAUUGAACCAUAUGUUAGUCAAGGGAACGUUAAACCCCAUUUAACUCACGCAUUCUCGUCUAGGUGUUUUAUCACAUGACAUUUGAUUGAGGGAACAUGUCACAUGAUGCUCUCGUAUUAGUUGAUAUUCGUGAAUCUUCCGUCAAAACGUCCCUGAAUAUUAAUCUAUUUAUACAGCGUUGUAGAAAUCCUCACAAAUUAAAUGCCACUGACAGUUUCUGCAAGAUAAAAUGCAGUUUGUGGAAAAAUAUUUAAAAUUGAAAUGGGGGUUCAAUGUCCUAAUUGACCCAAUUUCGUUGAUAAAAAACAGUCUUGCCAAAUAUGAAGUAUAUGUGUGGUGAUUACAGUCAUAAGCAUUAAUUUUUUAACUUUAUAGUUGAUCAAUAUUCUCUCAUCGUAAACCAUAGGAUAAUAAUAGUGUGUUUGAUUCAUUGUGACCCUCAGACAGGACAGUUGAAACAGCAGUUCAGGGUCUGUUUGAUUCACUGUGGCAGGACAGUGGGAACAGGAAUUCAGGGUCUGUUUGAUUCACUGUGACAGGACAGUGGGAACAGGAAUUCAGGGUCUGUUUGAUUCACUGUGGCAGGACAGUGGGAACAGGAAUUCAGGGUCUGUUUGAUUCACUGUGACAGGACAGUUGGAAUGUUCAGUGCAUGUUACAGUUCCACUCUGUGACUUAUUAAAGUAAUAUAAACAUUAGUUUAUUGUUUAAUAUUAUUCACCAGAUGUUUUAAAAUAUACUUUUAUUAUUUAUCAUUGACCUGUCAAUAUAAACCAUGUCACACUGAUCAGCAGUGAAUAUUCGCUAGGCCGCGACAAUCACUGAUAAGGAUGACAUUGAUGCGACUUAAUGAGCCACAAAUAUUAACUCUUGUCCUUUGACAAAUUAAAUUCUAAAACAUUUUUUUUUAUGUAUUAGAAAAAUAAAUAAAGACGUUUGAAGUAUUUGUAGGUAAAAAUUAUUUCCUAUUUUAGUGUAAAUGGGUAUUAAAAUGAGUAAACGGUGCCAUUCUGUUCGAAUCAGUAACGUCUUAUGUAAAUGCAGGUGCCAUUGAGCCAAUGAUUUACGUCGCUUGAUAUUAGGUCAUGUGUUGAAGGCAGUCAUCUUUUACAGAGAUAUUAGAUGAUUUUCGUAAUACUCUGUGACCUUGUCACAUGACCACACAAUGACGAAAUGACAAAUGAAUACAUGUGAUGUAAGGGAAGUAAUAAAUAUGUGAGUAGCUGACAUAUUUUCAGCCUAGAUAAAAACCUCCAGAAAACUCAUUUCUCUCUCUCCAAUCUUUUGUUAGGCCACAGAGUUCACAAAGCAUUCUCACACUUAAGUUAAGAAUUUACCCAACUUUUAAUCACUGUUUAUGAGAAAUAUAUUUGAUCCACAAACACGAAAAAUAGCAUAAAGUUCCUCAUUGAUGUAUUUGAUACAUUAAAACAACAAAAGUUUUAUAAAGGGCUAUAUUUUAGUUAAAAUAAGGUGAACAAUUUUGAGUAAAUUCUUAACUGAAGUCCGAGAAUAUUUUGUGAACAUGGGUCCUGAAUGUAUCAAUAAUAACAGAUUUUAAUGGCGGAACUUAACAUCUAUUUACAAGUACUCCAAUCGAAACUGGCAAUCUAUUGUCAUCACAGACCUAGGACUAUAUUAAACAUACAUUAUUCAAGAGCUAAAUCUGUCUAUUGAUGGUCUUUCUAAAGGCCUGAAAUGUUAUAUAAACUAUUAAUUAGACAUUUAUAAACUCAUUCAGACCAUAAUUGACUUUUUCGAUUUCAUCUUAUGUGUAGGAUUUUCACUGGAUUGGAAUCCAUGACUGCUGCUCAAUGCUCAUUGAUGAUUAAAUCAAAAAUUGGAUAAUCGAGACUAUGUUUUUUAUCGGACCGACUUUAGUAAUGAUGAUCGAGUAUAGGCUUAAAAUAUUUAAGAUAAUAUCUCGGUUCAGAGUGGAGCAAUUUGACCAAAAUUUUCAAACAUCUUCUAUUUACGUUAUCUAUUUUUUAACUAUUAUAGCGAGAACUUUAUCUGAUCUCCCAUGUUUAAUAUGAUUAAUACAAUGUGACGUCAUCUGUUUACGUUAUCUAUAUUUUAACUAUAAUAGCGAGAACUUUAUCUGAUCUCCCAUAAUGCAUGUUUAAUCAUAGUGAUUAAAUAACCAGGUUUUCACAUUGUCGGAUAUUUUUAUGUUGAUAUAAGUGGAUGUAUAUUUAUCCCAAUAAUUUAAGAAAAUGGCUGUUUGUCAUGUACGAAAUUAACCCAAUGCUUGAUUUAGACGAUGAGUGGUUCUCCGAAUACUUCACGCUUGCAAAAUACAAGUGUCUUUUAAACAAAAUUGAGCUAAGUCCAGUAUGGUGGACAUGUAAGACUCCUGUGGGACUAUAUUAAUAUUAUUUAUAUUGGGCCAAGCCGUUUGUUCUUCUGUUCUUCCAGGUCCUGAUCAAACAAAUAGCCACUUGAAAUAUAUUAAAUUAUUUUUUUUAAAAUUUCAUAACUUUGAAGGAAAAGCUUUUGAACAGAACUUUUGGUUUUUAAUAGUCAUUUACCUGAAGAUAAGGAAAUCUUUACAGGUUUUGCCAAGGGAGAGAACUAGUAUGAUCUAUGAACUACCAUGUGACUAGAUCAAAGAUGGUGUUAUUAUUAUUAUUAUUUAAUGUAUGUUCAUAUUCACCCAGCUGUAUAUAGAAUAUUGUUUACUCUUUAACAUUUAAUAAAAUCAUAUUUA
This is a messenger RNA of Patella vulgata (common limpet), 5654 nucleotides long. RefSeq names its product DNA-binding protein P3A2. The record is from RefSeq and is a predicted model, not a curated record. The transcript has 9 exons. Gene Ontology annotation, biological process: regulation of transcription by RNA polymerase II. Gene Ontology annotation, cellular component: nucleus. The coding region runs from base 650 to 2023 and encodes 457 amino acids. Gene Ontology annotation, molecular function: DNA-binding transcription factor activity, RNA polymerase II-specific; RNA polymerase II cis-regulatory region sequence-specific DNA binding. Lineage: Eukaryota; Metazoa; Mollusca; Gastropoda; Patellidae.